UUGCAGAUAACCUGAGCACCACCAGUGCCAAAAGCAUGAUCACUGCUAUUAUUGUGAUCUUGGUCCUCAGUUUACUGAGUUCCCUCCUGAGCUCUGGAUUUACCUGCACUAACACUGUCAGUAAUCCCUACCAGACAUUUCUGGGACCCAUUGGAGUCUAUACCUGGAAUUCCUUAUGUGGAAUCUUCACACUUAUAGCCAUGAUACUUUUCCCUGUGAGCAUAGAAGAAAACAGCCUGUCUGUUGAAUUGGCCCAAGGAUGCUUUUCUUUUCUGCAGACACAUACAAGAUCUGAACACACAUAUGGAUAUUCAUACUGGAUCAUGCUGCUCAUCAUCUUUCUGAACAUUGCUUCUAUCGUCAUCAUAUACUUCUAUGACCACGCAAGGUAUUCUAAGAAGAAAGAACAGGAAAGACCCAUUGAAAAUGCACCAAAAGAUGUCAUUCUGUUUUAG
This is a messenger RNA of Nestor notabilis (Kea), 455 nucleotides long. It is a transcript of the gene CLRN3, whose product is annotated as clarin 3. NCBI's taxonomy places the organism in Eukaryota, Metazoa, Chordata, Aves, Psittaciformes, Psittacidae. The annotation marks the transcript as partial. The record is from RefSeq and is a predicted model, not a curated record. The transcript is spliced from 2 exons.